UCCAACACCAGCACUACCACUACCAUCACCACUACCAGUACCACCGCCACCACCAUCAGCACCACCUCCAUUUCUGCCUCCUCGAUCAGUCGACCCCGUGCAACGCGGCAUGCCGGUUGCCGCGUGAUAUUGUGUCUACAUAUGUGGUGCGUUUGUCGUGAAAGCCCGCCGGAAUCUUAGAGUCAAAAUCGUAAUUUUUAACGAUUAUUAUCGGGAAGAAAGAGGAAAAAAGGAGUGCACCGCAAGGAGUGACACCAAGUCACUACUGGAAACAAUAUAUUUUAAAGGGAGGAGGUAAAAAGAUAGGCGAAUAAAUGCGGAAGCGAUUUUGAGAGGUGAAGCUCUAUAUCCUGCGCGCGUGCGUGUAAAUUGUGCAUAAAAGUGUGUAUGGAAGGGAAAGUAGGAUGAGUUUAGAAAGUAACAAGAGGGAAAGAAGAAGGAAACGGAGAAAGAAGGGACGAAGGAUCUUGAUGGGGAUGAUUGAAUUAGAGAGUGAAAAUUGGUCAUUUGAGAGCUCGUGGUGUGAUGAGAAAUAGCUUAUCGCUAGUGACGUGACUUUAUGGUGAAAAAGAGCAAUGACAGUGACGACGAAAACAAAGACAAAAACGAAAACGAUAACAAAAAGAGGUAUUUUUCUCUCUCUUUCUCUCUCUCUUUCUCGGAAAUCGGACAGAACUGACGUGUGUCGAGUGAAAGCUCGACAAGUUAAUUACCGCGUAAAGACGCUCGUGGGACUAUCGCGUACGAAUUCACCAAUGGACAAAUAGUUCUAUUUCCAUUAUCCAGAAGACAAAGAACUGAGAGUUUUUGAAGGUAAAAAGAAACGAAGACGUCAAUUUUGACUCGGAGCAAAAUUUUCUUAUUCCGAACUUACGCGGCUAGGAUAUCCGGUCUGAUCAUGAGUUCAUGGAUGAACUGUCCAUCUUCGUUGCUGUUGUUGUUGCUAGGCUUGAGCCUGCACAGCGCGUGCAUCACGCGAGCAAAUGGUCAACACGGUGGCCAGGAAGGUGGUAAUCAUGAUUCCUUAGUGGUAGAGACUACUAGCGGGUUGAUGCGCGGUUUCUCUCGGACGGUGCUUGAUCGUGAAGUUCACGUGUUCUACGGAGUGCCGUUUGCGAAGCCUCCGGUCGGGCCUUUGCGAUUUCGCAAGCCGCUGCCGAUCGAGCCCUGGCAUGGGAUUCUGAACGCUACCAUCUUGCCCAAUAGCUGCUAUCAAGAACGCUACGAAUACUUUCCUGGCUUCGAGGGUGAGGAGAUGUGGAAUCCAAACACCAACAUCUCCGAGGACUGUCUCUACCUCAACAUUUGGGUGCCGCAGAAGUUGCGUCUACGUCAUAAAGAGUCGCCGGACAAUGUCGGUAACAACGGCAUGGCGAUACUGGUGUGGGUCUACGGCGGUGGGUUCAUGAGCGGUACUGCCACCUUGGACGUCUACGACGCUGACAUUAUGGCAGCGGCUAGUAACUCGAUCAUCGCUUCGAUACAGUACCGAGUCGGCGCCUUCGGUUUCCUGUAUCUCAAUCAGCACUUUAGCAAUAGCGAGGAGGCGCCGGGCAACAUGGGUCUCUGGGACCAAGCCCUGGCUCUUAAGUGGCUCCGCGAGAACGCGCGUGUCUUCGGCGGUGAUCCCGACUUGAUCACGAUAUUCGGUGAGUCCGCGGGUGGUAGCUCGGUAUCUCUGCAUCUCAUCUCGCCUGUCACGCAAGGUCUAGUGCGCCGAGGGAUCCUUCAGAGUGGCACACUCAAUGCACCGUGGAGUUAUAUGACCGGCGAGAAAGCGAACGAGGUGGCUCAAGUGCUAGUGGAUGAUUGCGGAUGCAAUUCGACGAUGCUACAAGAGAAUCCGGCACGAGUUAUGGCCUGCAUGAGGUCCGUGGAUGCGAAAAUUCUCUCCGUGCAGCAGUGGAAUAGUUAUUGGGGUAUCCUCGGCUUCCCGUCGGCGCCUACUAUCGACGGGGUCUUCCUGCCUAAGGAUCCGUUGGACUUGGUCAGGGAGGCGGAUUUUAAAGACACUGAGAUCCUGAUUGGAAAUAACGAGAACGAAGGAACGUAUUUUAUCCUAUAUGACUUUAUUGACUUCUUUGAGAAAGAUCAAGCCAGUUUUUUGGAGCGAGACAAGUUUCUCAACAUCAUCAAUACUAUCUUCAAGAAUAUGUCGCAAAUUGAGCGCGAAGCCAUUAUUUUCCAAUAUACCGAUUGGGAUCGAGUAAACGAUGGUUAUCAAAAUCAGAGAGCGAUAGCAGACAUCGUAGGCGAUUAUUUCUUUAUCUGCCCAUCUACACAUUUUGCGCAAUUAUUUGCAGAUCGCGGCAUGAAAGUCUAUUACUACUUUUUCACACAGAGAACAAGUACGAAUGUAUGGGGCGAAUGGAUGGGCGUGAUGCAUGGUGAUGAAGUGGAAUACGUCUUUGGGCAUCCCUUGAAUAAGUCUUUGGAAUACACUGACGAAGAACGGGAUCUGUCUUUGAGAAUGAUUCACUACUUUUCGCGAUUUGCAUAUACAGGGAUGCCAACAGUAACCGAAUCUGAAUGGCCACCUUAUACAAGAGAUCAUCCAAAGUAUUUUAUUUGGAAUGCAGAAAAAAAUGACUUUGGUAGAGGUCCUCGCACAACAGCUUGUGCAUUUUGGAACGAGUUUCUACCACGCCUAAAAGGGGUUCCUGAUCCUACUCCCGAAGCAUGUAAGAGCGCAAUGGCAUCAAGCGUUUCUGCGGGUGUCGGCGAAUUGCGUGGUUCACCAAUCGCAUCCAUUCUGUUACUUCCGUUGCUAACAAUGACGUCUCAAACUAUUUUUUGGAUAAAAUAUUGGAGAACAUUAUCACAGCCACGCUAUACUCCUCGCAUCCUGGGAAGGCGAUUCGCUUUAACCGCCACUGCCUAGAAAUAUUUGGAUAUCGGUGUCAGUGUGGGACGUGAACCUUUUGUGGAGAUGAUUCUUGGCGACAACAAAAGCAAUCAGAUACAGCUGUCACGUGAUACCUGGGUAAUAAUGAUCGAGAAACGCAUGGAUAUCGAGCGACUCCUGCAGUCAACCAUCGCUACAUCGUUGUGGAUUAAUGAUCUUUUCAUCGAACUCGUCAAAUUACGUAAUGAAAUUGUCAUAAAAUUUACAUUAAAUAACAAAGCUUUGUAUAUGAAACCUUUGACCGUGCAAUUUUUAUUAAAUCUUGAAGAUGUUAUCAAUAAUGUCUACUUUAAGUUGUGGGAUGAUAUGCACGUAGUAAAAGAAAAAUAUAAUCGAUUUGUAAACUGCUUGCAGCGAAAUAACAUUAAUAAUAAGUGCGAUGCUGUAAAGCUAUUAGAUGAAAUAUGUGUAAAAACUUCGCUCAUAGAUUGCGAACUGAUGGUUUAUGCAUCAGACAAUAUUGUAUAUAAUGCUUUGAAUAAUAAAUAAAUAUGUAUUUGUAUAAA
Monomorium pharaonis (pharaoh ant) is the source of this 3411-nucleotide messenger RNA. RefSeq names its product acetylcholinesterase. Lineage: Eukaryota; Metazoa; Arthropoda; Insecta; Hymenoptera; Formicidae. Gene Ontology annotation, molecular function: acetylcholinesterase activity. Gene Ontology annotation, biological process: acetylcholine catabolic process in synaptic cleft; choline metabolic process. The record is from RefSeq and is a predicted model, not a curated record. The coding region runs from base 899 to 2881 and encodes 660 amino acids. The transcript has 9 exons. Gene Ontology annotation, cellular component: plasma membrane.